AUGAGGAAUAUACAGACAACAUCAACACUAAUUUUCAUUGGUAAUUAAAAUGUUAAUAAUUUUAAUAUCUGAUAUUACUGAUAUUAUGAAAUAGAUUUUUUUCAUACGAUUAAAUUUGAAAUUAACAAAAAUGUAAAAAAUCCUACUAUACCUAAAUAUUAUAAAUAAUACUAAACGACCUUAGUAUACUUAGCUGUAUACUUAGAUGUAUAAAGUUUGGAAACCGCUGAUUUUAAUUAUAUCUGUAUACUAAGCUUUGCUAACGAAAAACAAUUCUAAGUAAAGUUCGAAAAAUCAAAUAAUUACCUCCCCGAUUAACCGUUUUGUACCGAUUUGCCGAUACCCGAUAAAAAUAUUUAGUUCAAAAUGAAUUAUACUUAUAUUAAGAAAUAUAAUUUUCUUAUUGAUUUAAAUUAUUUGUAUAAAUCACUAACAUUGUUCAAGUCGAUUAUUAUCUGUAUACAAAAAUAUACCUAAAAUUUACAAGCUUCUGUUUUCUAAAUGAAAAUGGAACAUAUUGCGUACAAAACGUAUUCCAUACCUAAUACAAAUCGUACCAUUUUAUAACCUAAAAUUGUAAUUUGAAACUUUAUUAUAAAAUAAUGAAUUAUUAAAUGUCAUUCAAGUUUAUAACUUCUAUACCUUUCUUUUGUAAACGAUAAACUUUCUUCUAAUUUUCUAUAUUUAGUUUUCAUCUUUUGUAUUUUUUUUUUUUUGCUACGAGAUCAAGCUCAAAGUUUUUUUGUUGGUUUUUGAGCUUAUUAAUUUAAAUUAAAAAAAUAUUUGGCUUGAAAGUACGAUCCGUCGGCGAAUUGGUACUUUUUUCAUUUUUAUCGGAGACCGGUUUUCGCAUCGGCAAAACGAGUAAUUAGCGGGUCGAGCCUGAACCGAUGAAACCGACUUAAGUGCUACGAAAAAAAAAUCUCUUGUUAUUUUUCGAUUAGAUCAAGAUUGUUGGUUGAAAAAUUAUGAACAGAUACGAAAAAAAAAAUAAAAAAAUAAUAACAAUAAUAAGCGCACAAAUUCGCCGAUAAAACCGAAACUCUCGUCAAUCCACUUAGAGUUUAAAAAAAACAAAAAAAAAAUACCCCAAAUAAAAGGGUACACCGACUCCGCUGGGAAUAUCGAAAACGAAACGGGUUCUGCGGCCACGGGGGGGGGGCGAAUCGGCCCGCCGGAGUACCGGUUAACACCGUCCCCCGACAAGGUUCGUCGCCCCAAAUGCCCGCCGACGACGGAUAACCGGGCGAAGGCCGCCGUACACGGGUGCCGGGCCGACCGCGGCCGCCGCGUCGUGACCGAGCACUCGCGUCUUUUUCACGUGCGUGACGUCACGUGGCGGCGGCGGCGGAGCUUUUGGCCUAUACCAUUAUGGUACCUCGCGACGCGCGCAACCGUACGUUGUCGUCGCGGCGGUGUGUCUGUGCGCGGGCGCGCUCUCACGCGCGCGAGUUGUUGUACGGGCCCGGCGUCCGCGUGUACGUGGCCGUGCGUCCGCCGCUCGAACGUGGUACGUGGCCGUGCGCUUGUGUGCGCGUGUCGCGUUGUUAUUAUUGUUGUUGUUGUUGUGCAUAGCCAGCGAGGAUAGCGUGCGCGCGUGUGUCGGACAGCGAGCCAGCGAGGUAGCGAGCGAAUCGCCGUGUCGCGCCGCCGUACACAUACGCCGUACAAUAUUAUAAAAUAGUAAAACCGUCGCGGCGGUCGUCGCGCUCGCGCCAGUACAGAGGCCGCGCCGGUACUACGCGCCCGCACUACGCUCGGCUGUCCCGCUGUUCUCCGCGUGCCGUGUCGGAGUGCGAUUUUCCGCGUUUCGGUUCGCGCGGUUUUGUCGUUUUUUUUUUUUUUCUACCUUUCGAUUAUAAUUUUUGUUAUUAUUUUUUCUUCGCUCUCGUUUUUCGACUUGCCGGUCGUUUGUUCGCCGGCCUGUUUUUCGCGUAAGCAGUUUUUUAAUUUUUUUUUUUUAGUUUUGAUUAUUUUUGUUUCUUUCGAUCGGUUCCGUUGUGCGAUUCUUUUGGAAUUUUCGGGAAAAAAAAAUAAACUUGUAUUAACACGAAUUUUGUAUAAACUCCGCCGAUCAAGGUAAAUAACAUCCGCUAUUAUAAUAUAACAUUAUGACGUACACUGCCUGACGGUUAUAGACGGGGACGGACUGCAUUUUUCUUUUUUAUGUUGGUGGGUAAGGUGUGUUCCUCGCGCAAUAUCCCCGAUUGUUAGCACGCGAACUGCAACUCGUUUCGAUGGCUACGGGUUUUUUUUUUUUUUUUUUAUCGUGUUUUUCACCUCAAUUUACAAGAUGAAAAUAACAUACGAAACGGUUGAAAGAAAAAAAAUAAAAUUAUUAUUGAACAACUCUAAAUGAUGACAUGAUGACAUGGGUGUAAUACUUAACGCGGUACCCGAAAGAAAAUUAAUUUUUUUUUUAAGAUAUUUCUGAGGUAGCAAAAUGAUUGGAAAAAAAACGGACAUACCUACUUCACACGAUUGGUGGGCCACCGUUAUAGAUGAGAAGUUGAGAUGGUAGAAUGGAAAUUUAAUGUAUAUCUGUACCUACGAAAUGAUUGGCAAUUGCUAACGAAAAACGAUUCUUAGCGGACUUCGGUUUUACAUGCUUUGAAAGGCUUUAAUAUUUACGAUUUGAAAAUCAUACAUUAUUUCGUAAAUCUUCCGGUUUUUUCCCGGUGUUUCCCGUUUAUUGUGAAAACUCUAGGGAGAAUCAAAAAAAAUGACUUGCCUAAAGUACCACCUAACAAAUAUUUACUUUCAAAAAAAAUUGUUACACUAGAAAAUUUCUGGUAGAAGGGUUGUUCAAAAAAAUAAAAUAAAGAAAAUAUAUUAAUAUCAUUGUAAAACCAAUAAAUUCCUCGUUCCACUGAGAAUCUAAAAAGCAUAAUAAAGUGGUAGGUAGCGAAUGAACUGCCAUGAAACAAUGUUCGAAAUGUUCUUGGAAUGUUAUUACACUUUUAACAUGAUAAAAUGUGUACCUACGUAAAUGGCAUUAAUCAAAACUAUGUGGAAAUUUGAAAUUAUUCGGAGACCGCGGUGACGAUGGCUUGAGUUCUGCAGUGUUUUUUUUUCAGAGCAGAUUGUCAGCGGUGGUGACAGUAGCAUAACGGAGGAAAAACGUUUUAUAUACUAUGCAAAACAUUUUAGACACUAACAACGUCGUUUGUUUGACGGAAUUAGUCGGUGUUACGAGUAAAAAAUAAAAAUGAUUAUCCUCCGAAUUAAACGUGUUACCGGUCAAUGUUUUGGCUGUACGCAAUUGACCAGCCUCCUCUAAAUCUCGAAUAUCCUUCCGGACCGACAAUCCGUGUCGUACUGAUUAUCUAACAAUUCGAUUCGUUAACAAAUUAUUUAAUUUAAUAUUAAUUAUAAUAAUCAUUUAGUAUUGUAUUAUAAAAAAAAAUAUAUACAUUUAUUUUACCGCAAAUAUAUUAUUCAAAUUAACUAUCGUUUUAUAAAAUUGUAUUGUAAUUAAUCUAAUGUGUGUUUGUUUUCAAGAUGAAAAUGGAAAACUAUUGCGUCGGAUAUUUUAUUAUACAAAUCGUACCAUUCUUAGAUGAAAAAAAAAACUAGUGUUAUGCCAUUACACAUUAAUUGUAAAUGUUAUGCCUACUAACCGUUCUUUUGCAAACGAUAAUCUUUUUACUGAUUUUUUUAUAUUUAUACGUCAUAUUUUGUGGUUGACCACAUUUUAUUGCUUUAAGAGUUCAAGCUCGAAAGAUAUUUGUUGAUUUUUUUAGUUCUUUGGUACAAGGUGUAAUGUUUGUAGUUUUCUAGAUUUCCACAUCAAAAUAAUGUUUUUGUAUUUUAUGUGACUGCAAUCUGUCGGUGAAACGAGUGGUCAGCGAGUUGGGCUUGAUUCCUACAAUAUUCGCGUUGUGCGUCCCAUAGACGAUUAAAAUCUGUGGGUAAAAUAAAUUGUUAUGGUAAGUGUUCAGUGAUGGAGUUUAAGGUGGCUUUAAAUAUGACCUAUAUUACGAUUAAAAAGGACGUUCCUUGUUCAACAGAUUUACGAAAAAUCUAUUAAACUGAAACGUUAAGUAAAAAAAUACUUAUAAGCGAACACGAGAAAAAAUGUCGGUUGAUGAAAACAUAUCAUAUUUGUUUCGUUAAAAAUGAACAAUAUUAUUCACUAUUAUUUCACUUUUUACAUUACUUAUACGGAUGCUUAAUAUUUAGGGGAGAGGAUAAAUUUUGAAAUACUACUCUACCUUUAUCACCACCCUACCCUUACUCAAAGCUUACACGGCAUUAAAAUCACCACUGCAGUAAGACAUUAUAUAAUAUUAAUAUUUUUGGUUUUAGGAAAAAAGGACUCAAUUGAAUUUUUGGUAUUUUUAGAUUCAGAGAGUAGCGAGGGAUUUAUUGAUUUUACUAUGAUGUAUUUUUGUUUUCUGUCAGUAAACAACUUUUCUACCAGAAAUUGUUCUCCGAAGUACCAAGUGUAGUAUCAUUUCUGAAUAGAAAUUUUUUCUAGUUGAUGUAUUAGAUAGAAUAUUUUGUGAUUUGCCAAGCUGUUUUCCAGUUUUUUACAUAAUUAUUAUUUGACAGGUACUCUAUGGGAUAAUUUUUUUAGACUUAACAGAUAUGCUUAAAAAUAUGACAGGAAGUUCAAUAUAAGUCACACUAAGAGGAAAAAAAAUGAAUUUAAUGUGUUUUUUAUUUUUUGAGUUUUAAAAUAAAAUUUUGAUGAAAAUCUUAAAUAUCACGACCUUUUAAAACAUGAAUAACCAAACUUCGCUCCAAAUCGCUUUUAUUUAGCAAUGGCUUAUCGUUGAAUAUAGAUAUAAAUUAAAUAAAUGUAUGUAUCCUAUCUUUCCAACUACCCAUCUUCAACAGUGGCCGCAACUAUCUCCAGUAUCAGCUCUUUUUUAAAUAAUUGUGUUCACUUUAUUUGUUUGGUCUAAUUGGUCAUAUUGUAUGCUUUUACAUAUAAUUGUACUGAAAAUGAAAAUAUCUUAAGUCACCAUAUGGUGUACUUUUUGUUUUAAAAAAAAAAAAAAAACAGAUGUCAAAUCAAACUAUAAGUAUUUAAUUUGCACCAGUAAUAAUCUUCAUGUUUUAAUUUGGUUAUUUUGAAAACUAUGUUUACAAAAUAAAUUUAUUUAAGAUCGUUAUGACAAAAUUGACAACAUUAACCUAGAUAUAUUAUCAACAAAACCGAAACUUCAUCAUAAAUAUUUAAUAAAAAUAAUAAUUUAGCAUAAGAAUAAGAUGAUAUUGCUCUUGGAUGUGCUACUGUUUUUUGGAAAAUUGGGUGCUAUUAUAUACAGAGUCAGUUUUUAUUCCAGAUCUUUUUUUCUGGGAGGUAUUGUACAUUUCCCAGAGGGUACAUUAAGAUAAGAGCAAAUAAUGGUGAAAAUAAAUUGAAUACAAAAUUUGUUUUGUAUUUUUUGUUCACAUAAGACAUGACUAAUGAGUAAUAGCUAAUAAAACCUAACAUUUCUUAAAAGUCAUUUAUAUUGAUAUUAGAUAUCUAUCUAAUAGGUAGGUAUUGAAUUUAUUCAUAUUCGAAUACAAAGGUAUAUUAUAAAAAAAUUAAAAAAAAAAAAACUUAUUUUAGUAAAUUCUUUGUAAUAAAAAAAAAUCUUACUGAAAUAUGGUAUUAUUAUUAAUUAUUAUACUGCAUAAAUUAUAGAUUAUUAUUUAUUAUUAGGUUUAUUAAUAUCAUAGUUCUCAGUAAAAUAAACUAAUCUAAACGAAUGUGGCGCUGCUUUUGACAUGCAUACAAAUCAAGUUAUUUAUAUAUCAUAUUCAAUCUUUUAUCAUAAUAUUUAUUUUAUUUUAUCAUUAGUUUUCAUAGUAAGCUUCAAUUUUUUUAUGGGAAGUAAACAUUUUUGUCAGGGGAGGGGGGGAACCCCUCCCCGGUCACCCUCCUGAAAUAAACGCUGUACAGAGUAGUUUAAUUGAAUUAUUUUAUAUAAAGUACGCACAUUUCGCUUCAAAGACUGGAGAAGUUUGUUUCGUCACCGUGCAGUAAGUUGGUCUUUACAAUUUUAUAGCACAAGUAUUUUACUCACUAUAAUACCAGGCAAACAGUUUUGUUUUUUGCCAAUCGGAAAUCGUGCAGCGCCGAAUCGCAAAGAUCGUUUUAAACUUUUUUGGACAUCAUCCAAAGAGAUAUUUUAUUUCUUUAUCCACCACCAUAUACGAAACUCCCUCCGUAUAAAACGUUGUCGUCAUAUUAGAAUAUCGUGUGCAACGUAUCUACGUAAAUAAAAUCAAAUAAGUCAUUUGCCUUUUCGAUUAGAAAACUGUUUUUUAGAUCGAACCACACGCGUAUAAUAUAUAAUAUCAUGAAAUUCGUAAAAUAAUUGUGAACGUUUUGCGUUUUAUAUUAACUAUAGCUUUUCAAUAUUUUAUGCUAGUAAAGUUAAAACUUUUGGUACGAUACAAUAAUGUUCGAAUGAUGAUACAAUUAUGUUUAUACCGCAAUAAUAUUGGUCUUACAUGCUACACGCUACGUAGUGUUGUAAUCUAGACCAGAACAAAUCAUCUGAAAGAUAAAUAGGAUAACGGACAUGCUAUCUUUUAUCUAGAUAAAAAUAAUAUAUUUAAUUUUUGUCUUAAUCUUUGUAAUUAUUUGUGGUCAAUUCGUAGAUAAUAGGUACUAGCUAGGUAAUUUUUUUUUUUUUUAUCAAUCAUUAACUCAAAUGCGUUAUAUUAGUACAUUAUAGUACGUAUCUACUAAAAUAACUGGUAUUCCAUAUUUAAAAAUAUUAGAUAGAUUUGUACUUUAAGUAACAUGUAUCUUGAUAUAGAUAAAAUAUAAUUGUUUCCAAAUCCUUUUUACAUGAACCAGAUCUAUAAUUUUUAAUAAUUUAUAAUAUUAUGUUUAACUUUUAUAUCAUCUGAAUCAUCUGCCCUCUCAAAGUAAUAUUUAUAUAAAUUAUUUGAAUACAUUACAUCUAUAUUAUCUUUAUGUUUUUAUUAGAUAAUUGAAAUUUAGUUUUGUUUUAGACACAGAACUUUAUUAACUAUCUUUAUCUUUUAUCUGGAUAAAAAUAUUGGCCAUCUUUGGGCAUUUUUUUCCUAUAUUAAUUCGAUAAUAUUAUUAUGUUCGAAUUUUGAUGAGAACCGUAAAAUUACGACGAAUCGUAAAAUGCGUCCAUCUCGUUAUUGUUAAAAACCAUUCGAUUUAAAAUGUAAGGAAAAACCGGGUUCGACUGAUCUUUCACCUUUUUUUUGUGGCCACUAUGACAUUAGGGUCAGUGUUUCGAUACGGGUAAUCGUUUUCAAUGUAUACACUCGCACACGUCUAUUCAUGUACUGUACAUGUUAUAAAGAAAAGGAGUAUAAAAAACACAUACUUUUUCGUUGUUCUUCUAUUCACGAACAUCAUCCGAGUUAUUGCCGUGUAAUAAAUAAGUAAAGGUAUACAGUAUAUGUAUUUACAGCAGAUUUUUAUCAUCAGAGUGACGGGUGAAGAACGAUGCGUUUUGUUAGAUUUCUUUUAUCAUUUUCAUUGCGAAAAAAAAACAGACAUAAACUUUUUGUUUUCAUAUGUGGGGCUAUGCCAUGGGGUAGUCUUAUAAUAUUAAUAAAAUAUUAAAAUCCAAUCGUACAAUGGUGAAAUACAUAAUAAUACGCGGUCAUCGUUGUAUCGCAAAAAUGGUAUUUUCGUCUUCACUGACUAUCAUUUACGCCAAAAUAAAAAAGAUACAAUUUUUGUUUACGCCAAAUCUAUUAAUUCUACAUACCUAUAAAAACUAUAUUGUUGGAGUAGUAAGUUCCACCUACAGUAGCCUAAAGGCUACUGUGAAGAAGACCGGGUCUUAUUGACUUGAACAUUUUUUUUUUUCUUUAAGUCAUCAUAACUAUUAAAUAAUAUCAGUGUUAAGCAUAAAAUAAUGUUUUUAUAUAUGUCCUUAAACAAUAUUAUGGCUUUAUAAUUAACGAAUUCAUUUACAAAAUUUAUUAUGUUAAUCUUAUUUGAUGGCUUUAAAUAAAUACAUUUUGUGGUCCUUAAUGAGUAGUGAAUGCCGAUGUUUGUAAAAUGUUUGUGAAACGUAAUUUAUUUUAUUGAUUUUAAAUUAUCAAUAAAUGUAUACAUUAUGAUUUACAAUGACUUUAUGAAACAUAAAUCAUAAUUCAUGAUCAAAUUGGAUACAUAGAAGAUAAAUUAUAUAUUACUAUUUCACAGGUUUUUUUAUAUUUUGUUAAAGUCUUUAAAAUCUCUAAAAACUUAUCUAGUUUUUAUGUGGAUAAAAACGAGGUUAUAUAACAUUUUGUCUUGAUGAAAUUUGUUUAGUGUUAUCUAUUAUAUUAUGUACGUAUUAUCUGUAACCAUAUCUGUAUCUUAAAAAAACUAUUUUUGCAACCACCAUUCAAAUAUAAUGGACAGUAUUUUGCAUUAAAUCGUGAACGUUUUGGCUGCAUGUUAUUGAAAUAUAAAUGUGGCGUAUCCGAAACGAUCGGUCAACAAAAAAAAAAAAUACGAUAAUUGCCUGAAAAAUCGUACACGUAAUAAUAUAUAUAUAUAUAUUUGUUUUGUUAAGUUGUGAUAUAUUAUUUAUAUAGCUUGGACGUGAAACUAUAUUAUAGUAUACGUGCGGAGAAAAAUCAAUAGCUUUGACGGUGGAAUUCUAACGGACCGGGAUGUGUUUUUGUUUUUAAUUUACUAAAAUAAAAAAAACAUGCACAUUUGGUGCGUGGUCCGUGUUAUGUGCGAAAUAUUACGCGGCGUGGUUAUAAAAAAAAAUAAAUGUAAAACUAUCUAUAGUAAAAACGCAAUCAUCAUCCGGCGACGGAUACCUUUCGUCAAGUUAGCGGUUCGCCAAGAAAAUAUGGGUAAUAAGACGAAUCGCGUCGGCGACAAAUUAUACAAACCGACGACGACGAAACACAUUCGUUUGGCCGUGUGAUGGAGGCCAGUUAGUUAAGGUUGAGUUAAAAAAAAAAAACCGUUAUUAUUUUCUUAAAACUAACAAUAAAUAAAAUAAUAAUAUUGUGAUCGAGUGGAAAGUAUACAGUGUAAUGUUUAGUAAUACAAUGUUUGUAGGCACCAUAAAUCUGCACAUCCAUCAGCCGAUUUCAGCCACAUUUCAAAAUUAAAUUCCGCCAUGUUUCCCUGUUGCUAAAAUCCCCGCAUGCCCGUUUUUCUACCAAUUUGGCACGGAUUCUAGCCUGAAAUCAAAAGUCGAUUACCGUUUAUACUUUUAAUGUGUAAUUUUAUUAACAUAAGUAAAAUAUAUGUGUUCAUGUAGAAAAAAAUAAAUAGAAGAAAAAGACUUUAAAAUUGUUUUUAAAGAUAAAACACUAUUCAAAAUAUUUUACAUUAUCGCAUUAUAAGGACAACCAUAAUAAAGACGUUUUAUAGUUUCUUAAAUACUCAACUUACUAUUAAGGUAUAUAUAAAUCUUGUUAAAUAUAUGUUUUUUUUUUUUUUUUAAUAAAUUUAACUUGUUCAUUAUGUAGUAAUACAAGAAAUAGGAAAAAUAAAAAGGUGGAAUAAAAGUGGUAGGGGGAAAAAUAUAAAGUUGUGGUUAGGAGUGAGAUAAUAAUAGACUAAGACACUUAGUAUAGUAAUAGAAGACAAACAUAUUUAAAAUAAUAGGAUAUUACGUAGAAGUACUUACAAAGAAUAAAAUAUAGAGGAGUAGGUAUAAAAAUAUACUUAUAUAAUAUAAAACAAUUUAUCUAGGUUUUGGUACUACAAAGAGUGAUUUAUCUUUAAUCAUAAUAAAAGUUCAGUCUACUAGUUAUCUCACUAUAUUCCUUACGAUGUUUAAAAGGGAUUCAGAGUCGUGAAUCCGAGAAUGGUUACGAAAUCAAUAAUUAAAGAAAGAUAUAAUUAUUUUACCUGCCCACGGUGUUGAAACGCUAAGGUGUAUACUUAUGGAUAACCUCACGUGAACCUGGAGUCGUUGGAUGGCAAUCACAAUUUAAUUAAGAUAAACUAAUUUAAUUAAUGAACACUUAGCAUCUGUGUGCACUCAGAUUAAAAAUGAUAAUCUAUGAAUUAGGAAAAUAAAAGGUUAAAAUAUAAAGUAAAUUAAUAAAUAAAUUGAACACGAAUGAUUAUAGCUGCUAAAAGUCGAAGCUAUCCGAGAGAGAUCCUCGAAGUAAAUUGGGGUAGUGUAGUUGUUGCUGCGUGCAGGAUCCUCGACAGAGUGAUCGUCUUGGGAUUUCUCGAAGGGUCAAGAGGCUUCAUUUUCAAUUGAAAAAACCGUUAAAUUUUAUAUGUUUAAAUAAGCCAAAAAAAAAAGUCAACCAUAAAAAAAUUAGUGUUAUGUGUUGAUUUGAAAUUUGUAUAGAAAUAAUUAUAAUGGUACAUAGGGCGAGAGAAUGAUGACUACACGGUGGUAUCAUCAAAGGGCCGAUUGAUGUUAUGUAUCUAUUGCUUAAUUUUAUUUGACUUAUAUUUGAAUGUUCUUAAUGAAAUUAAUAGGUCGGAUAUUGAUUCUUCUCGAAUGAUAGAAAACCACUGGAAUUUGUGUGCUCAAAAAAACGGAACAGAUGGUAUUCGCGUCGAUGUCGAUAUAAAAUAAUUAAUAAUCUAAUUAUGAAAAUAAGAUAAUAUACAAUAGUAAGACUAAGUUUUAUUAUAUACGUUAAGUAGUAGUUUGGUUUAAAAUACGAAUUUUUCUAAGUUUUUUAUCCUGUAAAAUAUUUAUAUAUACAUAAUUAUAAACAACACUUGUUUACCCUUUUUUAAUUUGUUAGACGGCAGAUUUGGUGACGUAUUCUGCAGGAUAAUACAAUAUUAUUAUUAAACGGAUAUUAUUAUUAUUAUUGUUACUAUAACUCAUGUUCCGGAAGAUGCGUCAAUUUGUAAAGAUUGCGCCCACAGCCACCGCCGCCGCCGUUAUUUGUCAAAAUAUCAGAUGCCUCGAUAAAGAUGCAGUCAUUAUAUUAUUAUUAUUAUUAUCCAACAUCGCGGUACUAAUGGCCGCAGUUUAUGUUCCCUUUAUAAUAUAUUAUAUAAACGUAACCGUCCCUUAUUUUAUAAAAUCAUCUCCGACACGCAGAUUUCUGUUCGCAGUAAUAAUUCGCGUAUUUUGCAGGUAAGACGUAAAAAAGUUUAUUGUUAAAAAAAAAAAGAAAUAAUGACAAUUCGUAAUUAGAUCGUAAGAGAAGUACAUUUUCAUCGAAACAUCGUCCGUCUGAUCGAUCUUAAAAAUACCUGUGCACCAUAGUCAGUGGCGUGCCCAGGUUUUUAAAACGGCAGGUUUGGUUUUAAAUUUUAUUUAACACCAUAAUUGAAUAGCCAACAGGAAUAUUUUAUUUGACCAUAGGAGCAAAUUCCUCAAACAAUUUUUUGAGAAAAGCCAAGCUUUGGAAAUUCGUUUUAUUUUCUGGGGAUAAACUACCCAGACCCCCUUAUAUUUGUAAAAUUAAUUUUUACCGGGUUUUAAGUAGAGAUUUUUGUCUCACUUUUAACCCAACAUCAUAAUAUCAAGUGCAUUGGUAUACACUUCGCACAAUUUAUAAUAUCGUCCUAUUACUUCACAUAUUAUAUUUUUGAAGAAACACAAAUUAUUUGUUUUUUUUUUUUUUUUUUUGCAUUUAACAAGUAUUUCCGUCCAGAAUUGAUUUUGGUUCAAUUGAAAACUUUUUAGAGUAUUUUUUUUUGUAAAAUUUCUUAUCUUUUUGACGUGCGUUGAAAAUAAUGUUUUUUUUUUUUAAUUCCUUAUACAUGUCUUCAAAGCGAAGUAACCUCUAUUCAGAAUCUAAUUAUAUUUAUCUACUGUAAUUCUAAUAUUUAUUUUUACAACUAUAUUAAUUCGAAAAUUAUUGAUGAACGAUAUUUUGUAGUCGACAUCAAAUGAGCGGAGGUAUCUCUUGUGAAAUGUUUAAAAUAUUUUAUUUUUUAUUUUUUAUUAAUAAUUCGGAUUUAAUUUCAGUAAAAGGGAACUAUAAUAAUAUUAUACAUUGACAUAUUGUUUGAAGAUUUUUUAUUUUUUGUGAAAUAAAUAACAUUCAAUUUUUUCCUAACUGCGUUAUACAUAGUAAAAAAAAAAAAAUAAAUAAAUAAAGGAUAAAAUAUCGAGUUCGUUUUUUUUUUCCAUUAAUCAAUAUUUUUUAUAAACCGAACUAAAAUAAGCAAUUAUACACGUGAGUUUAUGCGAACUGUUUGCGUAUAUUAUAAUAAAAUAUUUUAUUUAACGAUUUAUUUCAAAAACAUUAAAAACCUUCAUUGACGUAACGAUGUUUCUUAUCGUUGUUUUUCGCAAUACGGAUAGAAUGCAUAUACCAGAUAUCUAAUAUUAUUACGAGUAUAAUCGCAAAAGCCAAUAGAUAUUUUUUAUUCCGUAAUAGUUUUGGGGUCGGGUUGUUAUACGGGUUACUCGAUUUCUUUUGACGAUUCCCUGGGGGAGAUAAAAAGUCCUGCUUGUUAGUAAACGGGAAUCAAACCCUCGCCCCAUAUACUAAAUUUCAGCCAAUGGUAACAAAUCGAUCGGCGUUUGGGGGCAAAGUGAAUAUUUUUCGUCUCCAAAGUGAUGAAAUAGGUAGUUAAUCUUACGAAACAGCGAAUUGUACGGUCUCGAAACCCUACACUUAUAACAUUGACUAUAUAAUAAACCACACGACUUAUACACCAUUUGUUUGGUGAAAAAAUCAGACAAUAUAUUUUGAUGAGCAAACAAAAACUAAGCUCACAAAGAAAAAUAGAAUACAUUUUUUGUACGGUUUCUUCAUCAAAAUCAUUAAUGUAUCACUAAUAUCAUACCUGAUAACUAAGGCUAGGUACUUCAUGUCAUACGAAACUUUAAAAAAUGCAUUAAUUUAUGCACUUAAAUGUAUUAAAUAUACAAUAUUCAAAUCAUUUUAUUAAUAACUAGUUUAUAAUUUUAAAAAAAUGUAUAGAUAUUUGAAAUUUAUGUGGUUUUAUUUUAAAAACGUUCUGGCAAAUUUUUAGUUAUUAUAGACAUAUUUUAGUGGGCAUGGAAGAAUUUAUAGGUCUUGGGUGGAACAGAUAUGCAUGAACGUGAAGUUCGUUAUAAGUUGUACUUAGUGGUCAAAAUUUGAGCUUAAAGAAGUAAUUUUUAUUUUAUUCACGUUUUAAGUUCAAAUUUUGAGUUUGAGUUUUUGAGAGAUGAGGAAUCACUUGGUUUUUAAUUGGUAAAAAAAUGUACCGGGUAAAACAAAACUUCGGUAAAAUUUUACUGUGUACAUUUACCAAGCCCACAUCUCUAAUCUAUAUAUCGUACGUCUAGACGUUCAUUUCGCAUAUCAACAUGAUCCUUGCGCAAUAUUAUAAUAAUAAUUGUUAUUAUUAUUGAGAUGCGGCGUCCGGAGACAAGACAGCAAAGUAUUCGGCCGCGGAAUUUGUUUACGCGGGUUAUAUUUAUUCCGACACGCCGCCAUACAUUACACAUUACAUACUUAGCCGACCUAAUAAAUGUCACUAAUCCGUUCACCUCUACCGCCGCGAGCCCCGCACACUGCCCCGACCGUCUAUUCCAAUUACGUUAUAGUAUUAUACAAUUAUAUCGAUAUAGGAAAAUAUUUUAAAAAAAAAAAAACACAUAAAUUAUUAGAAAAAAAACAUAAACAAAUUCGUAACACGUGUUCACUGUUCUACAAUAUGCGUAUAUAGUAUAUACACGCGGCGAUCGUGUGCGAAAAUCGGUUUUUUUGUUUUUUAGUAAACACAUCACAUCGACCGACGUCGUGUCGUCACGACAGUAAAAAACAAAAAAAAACCAGACUAGACGUAUAUAAAAUAUUAAUAUUAUAUUGGCAAAGGUGGUCGUUUACAAUCCAAUGGGUAGUUAAAAAGUUCAUUUCAAGUUAGACAGUUAUCUUUUAUUUAAACUUUUAACUAUAACUAUCUAAUUAAAUAUUUGUAACAUAAACUGAAUCACUUAACUAGUUUAAAAUUCACUCGUAUAAAACUUAACUUUGCACAGUUGAUUUUUAUAAACAGGCACGUUGGAGUAGACGAGUUGAAGAUGAAUGAUUUUUUUUGAAAUUCAAUUUUAAUUAUCUGUUAUCAGUCUUAGGAUUUAUGAAGUAUCAUACUGUUCGCUGUAAUAAUUUGAUUUAAUUUUUGUGUAAUACAAGGUAUAGCUAUUAAAUAACGAGACUGGGUACGAAAAAGUUUUUUUAUUAUAAAAGUUAUUCUACAUUCAAAUGUUCCCCUUAAAUAUACUCCCCUCCCCUCGCCACACACCGUUUCAUUCGUUUUUUUCAUUGCUCCAGGCAGUGCUGGAAGUCUGUUUUCGUAAGACCAUUCAGGAGUUCCACCGAUUUUUGUUUCAUCUCUUCCAUCGACUCAAACCGGAUUCCUUUUAAGGCAGACUUUAUCUUCGGAAAUAAGUAAAAGUCGCAGGGUGCCAAGUCGGGUGAGUAAGACGCGUGUUCGAGUACUGGAGUGCCUUAAGCGGCCAAAUAACGCUUCACAGACAGCGCGUUAUGGGCAGGUGCGUUAUCCUGGUGCAAGAUCCACGACUUGUUUUUCCACANCAUAGUUUGACCCUCUGGAACCCAUUCAGUCAUCACGAUGCCGUUGAUAUCGAAGAAAACGGUUUUGAAUUUGGAUUACGACUGAAUUGGAUUCCGGUGCACUCUCGACCUUCAGAAAAUAAUUUAUAUCACUCAAAAACACACGCCCGAGAUAAAAAAUCCUCACUAUAGACCUCUUUUAACAACUUAUAGUACUCAGUUGGAGGUUGUUUUAGUUUAACGAGAAAAUUUUACGUUUAUCCGUUGCUCAUGUUUUUUUUCGUCACACACGGUUUUCGGCACGAGAAAAAAACACGUUCGUUUCAAACCACUACUGCACAAAUACUAUAACAGUGACGUACCAAAACGUGUUUUGGUAUGUGCAUAGAUAAGAUAUCUAGAUAUCCAAUGCAUUACUCGUUUUUUUCACUAUCCAUCUAGGGUGCCCUCUAGGCGAUCAGUCUCGUUAUUUAAUAGCCACACCUCGUAUAUAUAUCCUAUACUUAAGUUUUCUACCAUAAAUAUUGCUCUAAUAGAUAAACGAAAAGAGACCUUUUCUGUUGAACUUUUUAUCUGGUUUAUGAGUUAGUUAGACGUUUUUCGAUUUUAUUAGUAGUUUUAUUGAUAGUUAAACAUAAUCAUGAACAAAACGUAGAAAUAACGAAAACAUUUUACGAAAAUAAUGCUUUUAUUAUUUUCAUUUUUGUUUUUUCGUUAUAAUUCAUGUUAAAAUAUUCGUAGAUACACGAAAUUUUGACAGAAAAUUCAUAUUUUUUAGAUGUGGUUAAAACGUUUAAUUUAUUUAAGUUAUCUAUAGAUAUUUUAAUAUUGCGAGUUUUACGCAAUUUUUAUUUGGUAGGUCCUGUGUAGAUAAAUUAUUAGAUUUAAAAGAAUUGUUUGAAAAUUUAAUUGCUUUAUUAUCAUUAUAAGUCGUCGUUGAUGGCCAAAAAAAAAAUUAGUUUAAUAUGAAUUUUUUUUUAUAUAAGAAUUUUAAAAUUUAAAUUUUGAAGGAAAUCAUAAAUAUUACGUCCUUUUUAAAUAUAUAUAACCAGGGACGGAUACAAGGGGGGGCUAGGGGCCCACGUCCUUCUCAGACGUAUUAUUUAUCUAAUAUCUUUUAUAAUUUUAUAAAUUUGAUAUUACUAUAUUCCAAUCACAGAUGUAUGAUAAUGUAGUUUAUUAUAUUGUAAUUUAUUGUAUUUGUUUUGUAAAAAAAAAAUGUUGGGCACCCUAAAUCUUUGCUCUGUGCUUGUGUACAUCCGAACUUCACUCCUAAUCGUUUUCCGUUAUCAUUGGUUUAUCGCUGAUCACAGGUAUAAAUUAAAUAACUUUAUGUAUCUUACCUUCUCCAUUGCCCAUCUAUAACAGUGGUGACAUUUGUCCCAGGUAUCAGCUCUUUUUUUUACAUUUCAACUUAUUUAAUUUAUUCGUGUAAUUUUUAACCGAAGGAAUUUAUAUAUUUAACUUAACUUAAUCGAGUUAAUUAUUUUCAUUUAUCUUUUCGCACUUGUAUAACGGUUUAAUAUUUUACUCAAAUAACGAUGUCGUCUUUUAUCAUUAUAAAAUUAUUCAAUACGAUGAUUUGAACCGAAAAAUUACUAUACGAGUGUACCACCUUUAUCAACAGAAAAAUACGACAAAUAUCUUGUAAUCGGCACGUUAAAUUGCAAUACCGCAUUAAUUUAAUGUUAUUCAGGAUUUUAUCAUAAUAAAACACUUUUAUCCACGAAUAAAAACUAAACAAAUUAGAAAAAUAUUACAACACACUUUACCAAUUUUAUAUCUCCAUAAUUUUUUUUUAUUUUUGUUCUUAGAUUUUGUAUACAUCUAUGGAAAUACAAACUUCAGUUAACAUCGUUAUCCGUUUUCCCCCAGGAAUAUUAAACAUUUUCAACUUAAAGUAUUCAAUUUGUAUUACGUAUUUAGAUUUGGAGCAUAGCGAUUUUUUUUCCCCCAUAAAAAUCCCGUUUGCAAAUGACCGUCGUCAAUUUAAUGAAAUUUGUUUUCUCGAUGAGGUAAAUAAAAUAAUAUUAAAUACAACGCGAUUUAUAAUGUAAAUGCUCUGGAUUCCUAUUUUACCUCGCAGCAUUUCAUUAUUCCACGAUGGUUGUGAAAUCCGAUUUUUACGAGCACACUUGUCUCGUUCCAUGCGGUCGAGCCUUGACUCCGCUCUUUCGAUAUAGUGAAUCGAAUGCAAAACAAAAAAAUAUCUAAAAAAUACAAAUAUAAGUUUAUAUUAUAUAUAUAUAUAUACAUAGUGUUACACCUUGUUCAACUUUUUAAGAGCUUUAAUGUACAAUAUUUUUUUAUUUUUUAUUUUUCAAUCUGCUAUUCUUUGUGGGGGGCAUCUAUUUGGAGAAAAAUUACAAUUUAUCAUUAAAACAAAUUAAUUUUUAUUUACUUACUUUACACAAUUUUAAAAACAGCUAUUUUGUUAAAAAUAUUAUUCUUAAUACAGCAAUGUAUCAUACAUUCAUGUUUGAUCUAUAGUUUUUUAGUAACAUUUGCUUUAAUUUAAUUUUGUUUUAGAAAUAAUUAGUCGAUGGAAAUAAACAAUUAAAUUUCCCCUUCAAAAAUAAGCAGAUUGAAGGAAAAAUUUAAAAAAAAUUGAAUGUUGUUAUUCAAGAGCUAAAAAAAUCCGUUUAAUACGGUAGAACAUCCUUUAUACUUAUAUUUGUAAAUAAAAAAUGGGUUUCCGACCGGCUGAACAUAUUUUCCGUUCAUCUGUUUGUUUUUAAAUUACAGAUCUUAUUUUUUUCAUUUCGGUCUACUAUAUUUGCUGCCAUAAACCUUUCUUAGACUUCUUUCUCGUAGACUAGCAAUAUUAUAUAGUUGGUAAACGAAAUAGUGUAUUGAAAACAUAACCUGCGGACAAAGUUGAGCUUCAAAUCGUAUUUUCUAACCAUGUAAAGAUUGAACCACACACACAAAUAGAGAAAAAGACUAUGGUCGAGAGUUUUUUAUUUUAUAUAUUUUGUCUUUUUUUUUUGUCGAUGAUAUCUAGUAAAUGGCUUGAAUACUGCAGGUAAAAAAAAAAUAUUAUAUUAUAUCCUUUAUAACAGUUAUAGAGGUACGAGUCUAGUCUUAUAGUGUAGUGUGAAUAGCGGAACGAAACUGUUUUAAUAAAAUAUAAAUCAAAAAAAAAAUUCAAAAUAACUCGAAAAUGUCAAACAGCUGAUGUGAAUCGUAAAAUGCCGAAAUAUUUUAUAAAUUAAAUCAUACAUCACCUAAAACGUUCGGUAGAAAUAGAAUAUAUACUAACAAAACAACGACGAGAAGAUUUUCCCAUUUUUCAGGUUCCCAGUUAUUAUAGGAAAAGUUUUGCGACGAAGAAAUUGCGGCGUUCGGUGACGUUUAGUUGUUUAUUCCGAUUUUGUUCUGUUUUAACAGAAUUUAUAAAUGUUUGGGGCCUGGUAUAAGAAAAAAUUAGGUUGAUUCAAAUGUGUUUUCAUUCCUAUCGAAAAACUUAUAUGAUGCCACUAACUAUUAGUUUAACAAAACAAUUUUUUUCUCGGAAAAUACAAAAAUACAUUUUCGGUCAUAAAAAAUGCUCAGAUUUAGUUUAUGUUAUGCUUCAAAAUAUGUUGGCCAUUUGUUCAGUGAUAUAACAUUUGAAGUAUCUAUUUAUUAACAUUUUUUCAGGUCUUUUUUAAUGUUUGAUAUUUAUUGAUUUCUGGAUUAAUUUGGUGACAAGGAAAAACACGACUAACACUACUCCAUUCAGAAUCGAUUUUUUGUUGGCAAUGAUUUGACGUUAGUUAUUAUAAUAUAGGCUACAUUAUCCUGCAUAUUCAUUGUCCCAAUUACCUGGGAAAUAUAAGCCUGCCGUAUUCAGUUUCAACAUUUUUUUAUAAUAAAUUAUUAUAAUUUUAAUUAAAGUCUACCAUAGAUUUUCUUAGAAUCGAAAUAGGGUUAACAGAUUGGGAGAGAGAGAGAUGCACACGUCAUAUAGUAAAACUAAAAUAAAUUUCUCGACCUCUUCGAGAUCUAAAAAAAAAACAAAAACUCCGAACGUUAUUUUUCGUUAUAAUAAUAAUAUUAUGUUUAUUAUAAUACACAAAACCAUCGUCGCGUACUAAUUUUGUAUGAUGUACAACACUCGUAUACCGAAAUUGCGGGAUAUUCAGCUCCCAUUUCCAAACGUUCUCGAUUAACGUCUGCAGUAUUACAUUAACAUCAAAGACGAAAUAUAAACAUAAUAAUAAUUAUUCAUCAUCACUCCGAACCGUAUUAUAAUAUAUUAACAGUGUAUACUGAAUCGAAUUUAAUUUCCAUGUGGAAACCCCAACCACGCACAAACACAAUACCGUGUUAUACAAGUAUGGUAGGUUCGACAUGAAACAAUAAUUUCAUAGUACCGCGCGUGAAUUGAAACUAUCGAAUUAUCGUAUCAAUUUAUUGAGCCUUUUUCUUCAUUUUUUUAUUUUACAAACUACUUAGUGGAAUUUAGUUUUGGAAUCGCAACAAGCAACCGCCACCUCCUCUACCAAAGUUACACAAAAUGGCUGACCCUGUAACAGUGACUAUACCCAUCUCAAUUAUCCUAGUACGUCUGUUUUUAGUGUAUAGAUUGAACUAUAAAUUAGUUCAGGUUUUUUUCUUUUUAUUAAACGUUAUACAAUAAUAAACAAUUCCCCAAUACAAGUCUCCCACCUUGGCGUAAUUCAAAUUGCGUCAUUGAUAUCUAAAUCAUGGGUGAAUUAGUACAACUAGUAUACAAGACGGAUAACAGCUGAAUAUUGACUGGAAAAUAAUGGACCUUCUUUUUCUCUCUUUCACCUUUUUCCAACCAUUUGGGGUCAGCCACCCUUAUCUUCUACUUCUACUUGCUCUGAUCCUCUACAUUUUCCUCACAUACACUCGCCAUCGUGGUAUCAUUCUCAAUCGAAUUUGACCGUAUUUUUUUUUUGGUUUCCUCUCCCCUCUUUCUUCCUAUGUCUACUUCAUUACAAUCCUUACUACUUCUAAUUUGUCUCUCUUCUUAUGUACCUAUUCUUAAUCGUAUCUUCUUUUAUCACUCCACUCAUUAAUUUAAGUAUUCCCAUCUCCAAUAAAUUCAUUAUCUGCCCUAAUUUUCUGUCUUUUGCGUAACACUUCAACCCAUACAAGAUACAACAUACUUGGUCUCACCAUACUAUUUUAUAAUUUACAUUAUAGUCUCAUUGGAAUCUUCUUGUAACAUAAAACACGUGCAAAAAAAAUAAACCACUUUAAUAAAUACUAAUUAUUCUAGAUUUUUCACUGUGUUUUCCUUUUUUUGUAAGAGGUGAGAGGUUUUUUUUUGUCCUACUAGUAAAAACCCCAUUUUUUUCAAUAGGCAAUUUACAAAUGGGCCCAUAAAAUGUCAAUAGAAUGCAUUGCACGCGUGAAAAAUUAUAUAUCUACAUUAUAUAUCACGUAUACUCAAUAUUAGUAUUUUUAAUUAUUAAUUAUUUAAUAUCGUAAAGAGAAAAUAUUUGUUUAUAUGUUUGUAGUGGGUAAGCCCAAAAACUACAUAUAUGAUUCUAAAAUUUUUGUUUGGUUUAUAAAAUCUACAUUAUCAGCGAUUAACAUGGACUGUAUUUUAUUUUUAAAAUAAUUAGAGAUCUCUACGAAAAUUGCAAUAAUUAGGUUUUCAAGUAAUUUUGGUAUGCGUAUCUAAUUGUUUUUUUUUAUUUAUUUUCUUUUAUUCGUGAGUGACCUUGGUGACAUGGAUAACAAUUUUGAUGUCACGGACAAAAAAACUAUAACUAUUAUUAUAACUAUUAUUUACAUUAUUACCUAGCAUUAGUAAAGCAUGCCGUGUAAGCUAUAUGAAAUAAAGUUGACUAUUAUUAAUAGGUAGACACAUAUCAUAGGUAGAACACAUAGGUAUGUACUUAUGUAUCCAGGAUUCCCAAAAUUAGGAUUAUUAAUCUUCAGAAAAUCUGGAUUUUCCCUCCACUAUAGUAGAUAAAUACUAGCCAAUAAGUAUUUAAUAACUGUGCUGUGUUUUCUCUGGGUUAAUUAAUCUAGAUAGGUAUAUUAUUUGUAUCUGAUAUCUAGAUAAAUGAAAAAUAAGUUAUAUAUGCUGAAAUCUAAAAUAAUUAUUUGAAUCAUCUAGAUAAAUCUUUUUAAAUAGUAAUUAAUUAAUUAAUUUGAUAUUAUAAAUAGUAGAGAAAAUAUUCAAUUCAUAUUAAUAUUUUAGUUUAAAAAAUUAUUAAUUUUAUUUGUUAUUUAUUGUUUGACGAUAAUUAUUACCAUUAACCACGUGACCUUUAUGAAAAAACUAAAUAAUUUACUAAUAAUCUAGUACUUUUAGUAUUCAGUUUCGUGAAUGAUAGAUUAUGAACUGAAUUAUCUAAUUAAUUUUUUUUUUAAUCUAGAACUCCUGAUUAUUUAUCUUUAUCUAGAUAAUUAAAUUUUUAUGUAUCUUUUACCUUCUUCUAAAUAAUAUUAAUCUAGCAAUUAAAACUGAUCUUUAACUAUUUAUUUUAAAAUUUGUCCUGUACAAAAAAUAAUUUGUAUAAAUUAUCCCCCUUUUGGACAUGUAAACGUAAUGGAAACACUUUGCUGAGGAUUUAAACAACGGUAAUACGAAAUAAUUAUCAUACCAUAAUAUUUUAUAAUAAUAUGUUACGCUGUACAUCCAUUGGCUCGGCCAAUUAUGAUGAAAAUGUAUGCGCAGCCGCAUUUUAAUAAUUAGUCGAAAUGUACGCGUAAACGCUUUUAUAUUACAGAUAUAAAUAUAACGAUUUAACUCGCACAACAGUUGGGGUACAUAAUACGUGAAAUGAAUUGUAGGAGCCGUGUAAUUAUAAAAUACACCCACCUGAGCAAAACGUAUCCAUUACCACUGAUUACCACACAUGGAGGCGAUGUCGUCGCUUCGAGAAUUGUCACGGCUUCUCCGUCUCGAUUAUCACAGGCUGCGUAAGAUGACAUGGGACGAUAUGGUGAAUCGAGUUUGGUUGCUUAAAUGCGAGAGAGAGACAGACAAAAAGACCUUUUUUGAUCGAUUACAAAACUGAAUCCCCUGGGGGUAAUGGGUAAGAACGGCUUCCUCAUGGGGCCUGUGACGUUUACCUAUACAUGAAGUGCACACAUAGAGGGGGAAGGUUGAAAAUAAUUACAUUUUUAAAUACACCUCUCCUUCAAAAAAAAAAAAACAAUUAACAUAUUACACAAUUCAGUGCCCAUGCAAAUCACAAGUGACAAAAAAGCAUAUAUUAAAAUAUAUUUUUUUUUUUUUUUGUCAAUAUAUUUAUAUACCUACUAUUUGAAGGUCAUUAAUGACUCAUUAUAUUGUUGUAAUGAAGAUCAAUAAUAAUAAUUAUGGUUGAUCGAUUUAAAGUGAUCGGUCAAAUUUUCUUUUUUCAUAUUUGAGGUAUCCCAUUAUAUCAUACUCAUUCCCAUAUUUCAAAGAGUAUUAACUUUUUGGAGAUUUUUUUUUUUUUUACAGUUUAAGAAAUGAGAAGCUCUGAAAUGUUGCUUAACCAUUAGUUUUUGUCAUCCUUAAGUUUGCGGGUGAAAAAAUUAUCUAAGUUUGACUUUCUAAUGAAAAAAUGUAUUAAAAAUAGUAUAAACAGAUUGCAUAUUAGUUUGAAUAAAUUUGGAUUUUUUGUUGCUUUAAUACUUUUCUUCGAACUGUCAAAAAAAAUUAAUAAUAAUAAUUCUGAAAAAGUUAAUACUUUUCGAGAUAUUGCAAUCAGUAUAUAGUAUAUAUUCUUGGUAUAAUCUGUAUAAUUUAUAAUAAAUUUGUAUGCAAUUAACUAUUAAAAUAACAAACUCAAAUAUUCAAUAAUUAUACUGUUUGAUCGGAUGAUGUACAGAUAACUGUUUUCGAUCAUCGACCCGAUGAUAUCCAACCCAAAUUGUAGUCCCGCGGGACGUCCGAGGAUACGAAAACUUUGGCAGCGGUGAAAACUGCAGUAACUGAUAUUUUGCAGGUCCUUGUGACUUCCCCGAAGUUACGAAGCCAGUGCAGGGAUAGGUGGCCCUUGGCAGUUGGUCGUUGAAAAGGCCGUCUUAAUCCCCUCCCCCCGUACUCGACCUUGUAUAAUAUUAUUAUUACAGCAGUCGGAGUAAAGGCAUUGCAGAAACUUCUCGGCCGACCGACUGGUUAGGCUUAGAUCGGGUUGAACGGCGACGAUGGAUUAAAAUACGAAAACGCCGUUAAAUCUAAUUAUUAUCGACACUCAAAAGGGUCUCGUGAAGUCUGCAAAACUAAUUACAUCAGCACAGGUCGGUCGAAUGAUAAAUAUUAAUAUUGCGGUGGCCGUAGCCGUUUUCUAUUGAAGUUGAGAUACCUACUGUUUUCCUCCGCUAUCCAUUUCCGUUGUCAACACAAUUAUUUAUAUUCCUAUAUUAUAGAUUUAAUAUUAUUUCGGCCAAGAAUAUUGUUCUGAACAUCUUUCAAUAAUGUACUAAAACCAAGAUUGGAUAGAUAUUAAUUAGUUAGUUUGGCCUUGUGCUAUGACUUCUCUGUUUUAUGUUUUUUUUUUUAAAUUAAAUAAAAUUUUAACUUACAAAAUCCAAGGUAUCUAUUUUACAAAUAUAUUUUUAAAAAAAAUUUCACCAACACAAAUUAUUCUUCUUCUCAAGCUUUUAUGGUACUUGAAAGACUUGUUGUCGUUCCCACUACAUUCCUUUACAUACGACUAUAAUGACUAAGAUACCUAUGAUUUUUCCCGUUUAUUUUUCCUACUAGAGCUUUCUUCGACUUCUCGUGGUCUGUUCAAUCGAUUAAUUUACUUAUGAGGUAUGCAUUGAUAUCGAGUUUUUGAUAAAUAUGUUGUUCUUCCAUUGGCUCUUUUUCUGUAAACUUCUGUUAAUAAUGUUUAAAAAUGCAAAAACCGUAGUUUCUAAAAUUGUUCGAUGUUUACAACUAUUACAAUUAUUUUUCAUAUAUAACUUUUAUUUCAAUAAAGGAAUCACAGCACAAGGUUUUAGUUUUUAUUACAAAAAAAAGUUAUUUAAUGUACUUAAUAUUCGUGUUACUGCCUGUAUUAAAAUAACGAUUUAACUAGAUUGUUCAAUUAUUCAUUUUACAUAACAGCUCAGAUAACUUAUUUCUCAAUUAUCUAGAUAAAAAAGAUAAAAAAUAUACCUUUUUAGAUAUUUGAUCUACACGAAUUUAUCUCGACAAAAUUACACAACACUUGUAGCGACAAACUUUUUCUAGCGAAUGCGAUAAAAAUUGUCGAUUCGACGUGUUUCGUUUGACUUUCCGUGUCGAUCGCGUCACAGUGACGUUCUUUGCACCAAAACGAGCAUUUUGUUAUAUUUUAACGUCUUCGUCGUCCGCAGAAAACACGUAUCCAGAAAAACUUUCCGCUCGACUGUAAUAUCGUUUUAAUGACGUUUUAACAGCUAAUUCCACGCCAUCGCGUCAGCCCGAAUAAACUUUGAGCCGGAGGAAUCGAGCAAAAUUAUAUUACGUUAUGAUUGCAUAACUACGGAUUUUUAUACAAGUGUUUUUUUUUCAUUUUAAGUACAAGAGUUCAGAAUGUCUGCAAUUUCGAGAAAUCGAAAGAAUUUUUUUUUUUUUAAAGACUAGACGCCUACUACCGUCGAUGGACGGGCCACUGUUUUAGGUAAGAUAUAUAUAGUAGAGUUCGAUUUGCACUUUAUCUGUGAGCCAAGAGAGAUUCUCAGUGAAGAUCGGUCAAACAAGUUUUGAAAUGCCGUAUUUUUUUUUUUUAUCGACAAAUAAAUCUGAUGAAUCUCGAGUUUCAAAGCAUUCUUACAAAGACGAUAAUAUGUUAUCCAUAUAAUACAAAAUCGAAUAACUAAACGACAUUAUUAGAAAAUAUGUCUUUAAUAAAUAAUUUUGGUUCAACUUGGGUAAAACGUAAAACCUGGUGCUUAGAUUUUAGAUUCGGAACUUAGUGAGGGAUAUAUUGGUUAUACUAAGAUGUGUUUUUUUUUCUGUCUGUAAACAACUUAUUGAAAAGAAAUCUUGCUCCGGUGUAACUCUUACUGAAAGGUAAUUUUUAAUGGGUGCAUAAGAGAAGUAAUUUUCGAUUUUCAAAAUGAUAGGGCAAAUCCAAAAGAAAAUUAUAGGUAAACAUUUCGAGUGUACAACAGCGUUACUGUUUUAGUUGUUUUUAAUUUUUGUUCGUGGUUUUUUUCUACUACAAAUAUUACUGCAAUCGAAAAAUUACAAGUUAUCGAUUUUGUUCCUCUUGAUAAAUACCCAUUAACAAAAAAAAGUAUUUUUUUUUUAAUUUCCAAAGAAGUUUUCAUUAUAAAUGGGAAAAACCAAAGAGUCGAAAAAUAUGAUAUAUUUUUUUUUUCGAAUUACUUAUUAUUUUAGACAUGGAGAGAUUUUAAAAAUAUUUGAUUCGUUUUUAGGCCGUUUGAAGCCGUUUUUUUUUUGCGAGUUUUUUUAUAAAAUUUUUAUUUAGUAGGUACUCUAUAGAUAAACCUCUUAGAUUAAACAGAAAUGUUUCAAAAUUUGACAGAAGGUUCAUAAGUCAAAAUUGGUAAUUAAAAAAAAAAAAAUUAGUACAAUGUAAUUUUUUUUAUUUUCAUAAGAGUUUUAAGAUAAAAUUGUAUCAUUUUUCAUGUCCCACCUUCCCAACUACCCAUCUAAAACAAUGGCCUCACCUUCGUCAGUAUUAGUUCUUUUGUAUUAUGUAUAAAUUAUAUUUACGUAUUUAUUAUUGUAAAAUUUACGUAUUUUAAUUUUAUACAGGAUAUGCGAAUAUCACAUAACCACAUAACGAGUAUAUGGCAUAUUGGAUACCCACUGAGUCCUAUAUGGCUAAUAAUUUUCAAUUUCAUAAGUAGAAUAUUAAAAAUAUGUUUAUGGUUAAGAUAGGUAAUUUAAAAAAAAAAUUUUUUUUUAAAUAACUUUAUGUAACUAAAUGAAAAAUUCUGAUAACUUUUCUAAAUUUGCUAGUUUAUAAUACGAUAUUGAGAAAUAAUAUAUUCAUGGAAUAAAUUAUUACAAAACAGUAAUCUUUAUCUGUCUUAAGUGAUAGGAGAAUAACUGGAAAAAUUUAACAAUAGACUUGAAGAUUUGUGUAAUUGGAUAUAAUGGAGAAAAAUGUCAGGUGCUUUAUGUAACAGGAGAAUUCUAAUUUUCUUAAAUUUUAAUUUUACCAAAGUAGUGUUGGAUGAAAGACAAAAAAAUAGAACAGACAAUUAAUUUAUCAGAGAUGAGUAAAUGGAUGCUUAUGUGGAUGCGUGGAGUGAUGAAAGAAGAUAGGAUAGGGAAUUAGUACAUAUGAGAUAGCUUAGGUAUGCCUCUGAUAUAGUAGAUAAAAUAAGAGAAAAUAGAUUAAACGGUUUGAGCGUGUCAUGCGAAGAAAAGAAUCUAUAGCGAUGAGAAUUGUAGUUACAAUUAAUGUAUAUGAAAAUAGGACAAUAGAAAGACCGAAAAAUAUAUGUUUCGAUGCGAUUGAGUCGAUUGAGAAUGAUACAAGGACAGCCGGGGUGAGAUAUCUGAUCAAAUGGAAAUUUAAGAUAAGGGCAGUUGACCCUUUAUAAUUAGGAUGAAGGUUAAGGAAAAGGAGAAUAAGAAAAACGUAUUCUUUCGGUUACUGAAUUAUGUAGCUAUAGUUAUAAUGGAAGUAAUUAUAUUGUAUUAGGUAUACGGUUUCAACACCAAAAUGUAUUUAAAUUAAAACUUUGUAUAUUAUUUAUAGAAUUUUUAAUAUAGUUCAGAAAUCAAAAGAAGGUAGUCAUUUCCCUAAUCAAAAAUAUGAGUGACCUCAAAUAACUGUAAUAUAAAAUUUUAGAUCUACUUGUUACUUAAACCAUCAAAAAUGAAAUGUCGAAAAAUUUAAUAUUUUUUCGAAAUAUCACGGUAAGUAUAUCUUCACGGGACACUCUAAACAUUGACCUACUGAGGAAAAACUCUUUCCGUGUGUAUAAAAGAAGAACAUGUAUAGUGAAAAAAGGUAAUACGUUAAAAACGUUAUUGCUUUUCGCGCGAAGUUCCAGCGGCACACGCAUUUCCCCAGCUUAAUCCUAUGCUCCGAGUGUUCUGGCAUGCACGAUUCUCUGUCAUUCUCUCUCUCUCUCUUUUUCUCUCUCUCUUUCUCUCUCUCUAGGAAUAAAAUUAUAUUAUAUUUAUGUAUACCUAUAUCACGUGCACACUGUAUAUGUCUAAACAUAAUAUUAUUUUGUUCGAAGGGAUUACCGAGCCCAUGUAAUUCGCUCAGGAUUUGACGUCUGCGAACGCGUUUGUUUGUAAUUAUAAUUAAAAGUCGUUUUACGAGACUGCGACUAUAUAUACACUGCUACCGGCUAAUAUUAUUAUAUUACUAUGCGUGUAGACGUCGCGGUUUUUUCUCCGGUGAUUUUUUUUUUUUUCAAAACACGCGGCUAUAUGGCAAAAUGACGCGCGCGUGCGCGUAUACAAGCUGUACGGUUAUCUGCCCCGUUAAAAACGCGCGGGAGCUUAAAAUUUAAUUAAAACUUAACUCCGCGGUAGGGCUAUUCUAUAUAUACGUGUAUUUUUUUUUUUCGCGAACCAAAUCCAACGGUGCCGUCAGUACCUACGCAGAACUCGAGCGAGACAGGAAAACGAAACAAAAAAUAUCGCCUCUUUUGCAGUUUAACAUAAUAUAUUUUAAUACCGCAAUAUACAUGCACGCGACCUUGAUCAAAAUCGAUUUUUUCGUGGAAAAAAAAAUUAAUAGUCACACGGUUUCUAAACUUCUUCCGCGAAAUAGAGAUUCCUCUAUUAUAGGGAUUCCGAUACUAUAAAAAUGUGACGACAGUAUGCACUGCAUGAGAGCGAUCAAAUUUAAAUUUCAAUAUGAAGGACUCAGUCGUACAGUAAGGCAAGUCCAAAAUGACUUGUUGAUAGUUUCGAGUAAAUCAAUAAAUGCUAAAUAAUUUAAUUCGACAAUUGUGCAAGUCCGGAUAGAUACGGAAAAAUAAUCAUAUGGGCUUGGCAUAUACGUGGUUUAACUAAAGUUUGGACAUAAAGUAGGCAAAUAUCCCACGGAUAAAUGGUUUUUUUCAUUAUCUGAGCCUUUCAAUUUCUACACGGGUUAUUAGGUAAAGUGUUGUGUUUUAUCUAGAUAAAUUAUCUGGAUAAUUUAUAUUUUUGUUGUUUUAUCAUAAUCAGGCAAAUGGGAAAUACUUUAUCUGAACCGUUAUCCGAGACAAACAAUUAGAGCAUCAAGGUAAAUUGUUUUAAGUAAAAAAAUAAGUAAAUUAUUUAAUUUAAACGAAUUCAAUAUUAUGAUGGUUUAUGAACUAAUUACAAGGUAUUUCAAUCUUUUUAAAAUCUAGAUAUACACAUGUUUGUAGUUUUAUGAUAGAUAAUGCAAAAAAUUAACUUUUUUUUUUAUGAAAAUAAACAUAUGAUCAUCAUUUUACAUCUAGGUAAUUAAACAGUUUUGUAUAUUAUGUGUCAUCGUCUAGAUAACCUAUUCUACAAUAGUAAUAGUAUCUAUUGUCUUUGUCUAUAGAUAAUUUAAACAAUGAUCAUUAAACUACAUUGGACUAACACUUUUCGGAAUUUCGGAAUUUAGUUUAUGAAACGAUAUCUGAACAUUUGUUUGAUACGACAAAGAAUUUCCUAGACAAAAUGCUCGUCCUUUUUCUUGAUUAUUAUUUCACGAAACACAACACAUAUCGACAACGAACCUUCUGUAAAAUAUAAUAGUCUUAUUUUUACAUCGAAGCAUUUUUUUUUUUUGUCGUAACACCUAGUUGGCAACAAUAUGUGGAGCGUACUUGUAUAACUCAAUUUGAAAAACCCGUCGCACUUAUCCUAACGUUUUCAAUAAUAUAUUAUAAAUAUAUACAAAUAUUAUUUUUUCGUUUUCGUUCAUUUUUAAUGAACUUUUGAUCGCCGGGUAAAGCGAAAAAACUCGUAACAAUGGUUGACUAUAGCAUUUUUCAAAGAGAAAAAAAAGAAAAACUAGGUCGAAAAGAAAACUGGGUGUUUUUUUUUUUUCAUCAAAAAGUCAACUUUACAAUAUUAUAAUUAUAUUGUUUUCGUUUCUUGAGGAGAAUCAUCAUGUUAUAUUAAAAUAAAAUAUAAUCGUCGUCGUACUAUACAUACAUAAUAUAAUAUCACCGAAACUUUUUUCAUAAUAAUAUUAUGUCUCCUACGGCCUCGGCGAGACUCGUACAUCCCAGCGGCGAUUCGUAUACGCCAGUCAGAGCCAUAAUACUUUUUAGUCUUUUGAAGAUGAAAAAAACUCGUAUUACAUAGUCGUCAUCAUUAUUAUAAUAACAAUAAUAAUAAUACACGUCGUGUAGGUAGAUAGAUGUCAAAUAAUUAUGUCGAGCUGGCUCGCUAGCUGCCCGUUGGCGAACGAUUAAAAAUGCGAUGUUCAAAGACAAAAUUUGUCAGUUACUUUUAUAUUAAUCGGAAAUCAUUGGAAAAAACAUUUAGUAUAUACUAAACAUGUGGUGGGAUAAAUGAAGUUAUAACAAUUACAUAAUAUUAAAUUUAUGAAAUGCUGAUGCGCGCUAAAUCUGGUAUACUUUAAGUAUUUUCAGUACUUAGUUUUACGCAAUUGGCAAUGAAUAAAAUUAUCUUUUUUUAACUAGAUAAAAAUUACCUGAUAAUUCCUCUUUAUUUAGAUUAUUAAAUUUGUAUGCAUGUUUUACGUUUAUCUAAAUAAACAUUAUGAACAAUUAUCUCUUAUCUUUAUCUAGAUAUUUUGAAAUUUAUCUUUACACAACACGUAUUAUCAUAAUAGCGAAACCAAUAUACGUUCUUCGCUUAUAAACGGUGGCCAAACAAACUUAAUAUAACCCAGAAACGACCUACAAGCUACCCAGUAUUCACCUACCGAAAUUUCCCAAUUAUCCCUAUUAUGUAUCGAUGUUUUCACCUAUUUUCACUAAACAAGUAGUGAACGGUUAUUAAUAUUCAAUUAUUUGCAUAUUGAACACCCAGCCACUCCUACACAUACUAAAUGAAAUCGACCGGUUCUCAAAGACCAAGUUAUUUUCACCGCUAAGGUCCAAAAUAAUAUUAUGUACACGCUAGGAAUCUGAUAAAUCGCACUUGUUCUGUAUCAACGAGUCGCAGUUUCGCAAGCUAAUUAUCGAUUUUCGGUCUCAAAACCGACGCGAAUAUUAUAAUAUCACGGACACCGAACGCCAGUGAACGCGAUUUGUUUGAAAUGUUAUCGUAUAAAGCGGCACUCGGCACACGGUGACAAUAAUUAGUAUUGUAGUAGCUCACCGCGCAUAAUACACAUAUAGAUUUCGGUACCUGAUUAUAAAUUAUGUCGGUCGGACGCUGUGUAAUAGUAAUAAGUACGCGAGUCGUCAGCAUAUUAAAGCGGAAAAUUGUCAUUUUUUACACGUCGGAAACUGUUCUAUAGAAGCCACUGCCGUCGGUCGACGAUAGUUUUGGGUUCGGCCAUACGAAUGCAAAUCGUGUGUGCGCAUUGUGUGCGUUUCGAAAAGUCACGUGCAAACUUACCGCGAUGAAUCGUGUGUGAAUAAUUACCCACGUAGACAAAUAAUAAUAAUAAUUAAAUUAUUAUUGUCGAUACUUUGUUUCGAAAAUCUAUACAAAUCAAUUGGUCGGUUCUUAAAGUGGCUGCGUCGUUAACUGCAGUGUUAACACUCGAGUUUGCAUUUUGUUUGUUUUGUACUUAUACGUUUGAAAAUCGUUUUUUUUUUCCAAACUCUCGGUACGUUUCGACGAUUUCCACUCCUAGAGUAUACUUAAUAAUAACAUACCUAUAUAGUAUUAUUACUGUUAAUGAGUUUAUUGUGUGCGGGUGCCUGCUCGUUUUCUAUGUACGCACAAACACAAAAAUCGAGAAUAGGUUAGGUGACGAUCGAGCGUUAAAAUAUUAUCUAGGUAUCUGGUAUACACGCAUGGAAAAUUCUGUAUGACGAUAAAAUUAAAAAUACCUAGGUCCAGAUAAAACUGACUAAAGAAUCAGAUUCACCUUCAACAAUUCCGUAAAAAAUGCAUAGCUAACUCAUUUUCUUAUUUCUUACAUGUGGUUUUGAUGCUGGCCAGCCCUAAAAAUCUGCUAGCGGAUUAAUUUCUAUAAUAAUGAGUAUAACAUUAUGGUAUAUUUAUUGUCUAUAGCCACAACGAACUAUACGAGUUAUAGAAAUAAGUUGUUGUCAUUCGUGCAAUAUAAUGAUGAUAACAAAACAUUUCAUCAAUUCAGUGUUUUUCGACAUAGAAAAUAUAUUAAUCAACUGAUAAAUAUUAACAGUGAUAUUAUUCAUAUCUAUGGUAAAAAAUGAAAAAUCGUUAAACAUCGACUUGCUUACCAUCGAUGCAUCUAUGUAUUUUUUUUUCUUCGCUACAGUAACAACACAUUUCAUUUAAUAAAUAAUAAUCAAUAAUUAUAUUUUCGUCGUUUGCUGUAUUAAUCCACAUUUCAUUUUCACUGUGCUAUUCAUGUUAUAUUUCCGACUCCCAUUUCAAAAACUAGACAACAGUGUGUGGAAAUCCUAUUAUAAAUAUAUUACGUCAAACAUAACAUUAUCUAGUGUAAGUGAAAAUUUUUAAAUUUAUAUUUAAUACUUUACAACUAAAAUAUAUAUACAAUUUAUUUCUUUGUUUUGUAUCUAAAUUUCUCUAUAAUAUAUUUUAAAAUAGUAGUUCAGCGAAUAUUCACAACGUGUUCAAAUUGACCAAACACUAUCUUCGACUAACGGAUUUUCCCAAAUUGUCCCACCCCUUGACAAUAUUUCGUUAAAAAAUCGACUAGUUCAAUAAUUUACCGGUUUAUUUUCUAGCGGACAUACAGUAAGUAAGCGAAAUUCUACUUAACUGGAUGCCAAACAGAAUUAACUGUGUGACCGUCUGGGCACAAAUAAUCUCCUUCGAAAACGCCCAGUAGUGUUUAGUUAUAUGUUGUUAAUGGUUUUUUGUUUAUUCCUUAAAUCAUUACUAACCCUCCAAGGUUAGGAAAAAUCUACAAAAGUACGUGUAGGGAACCAAACGAUAUUUAUAAUUUUAUAUAAGUACAUGAAUGCGUUCUGUCAAAUUUUAUUUUGAUACUGUACCUAUAUAAAUAAUAUCUGUUUAUAUAAUGAUUAAAUACCAUCAAGAACUAUCCUAUACUACACGGUAUUGAACAGACUUAUGAACAAUGUUUUGAAGUUGAAAUAUAUCCUUAUUAUAUUAACUGUAGAUUGCUUACCUAUGUGGCAUAUUAUAUUAUACAGGUUUACGGCUAUGUGAGUGGACAUUGCGAAUACUAACUAUAAAUAAAUCAUAUAAUUAUUAUCUUUAUACUGAACUCAGGAAAUUAAAAGCCGGAUAAAAAACAGCCAAUUUUUUAUCAAUAAAUUAAGCUUUUCUUUGACCCUUGGCUAAAAUAAAUACACCUUAAAAUUAAAUUACUAAAUAAAUACUAAUAGUUACUGUGUUAAAAAGCCUAAGGGGGAGCGAUAUGAUCUUUUUUGUGCACGCUACUGGUCCUCGGAUAGGAGUCCACCGGAUUUCCAUUAACUCGCGAGUGACCGAGCGCUACGACUUACCGGGCGGCGGCCGCGUAAGUACACCUUUUUUUUUUUUGCUUGCCAUUCUAUAGCACACAUCACAUCGUUACCACCACUAUAAUACCAAUUAAAAGGGUACCGCGAGUCGCGGCCUAUUUAAUUUCAUAAUAUUAAUUACGAAAUCCUUUUUCUUGGCGCGCAAAGGAUUUCUAUACACCUCUAUAUAAUAAUACUAUCGCGUGUGAGCUGGCGUCGUUCCAAAACGUGAUUUCCCCCCCCCCCCCGUCGGAUCCGAAACUACCUUCGAGAAAGACCGUAUUACUUAACCGUCGUCGUCAGUGGCGCGCACUGCUAUAACAUUAUAGUAAUAAUAUUGUGCGAAACUAUACUCGGGCAAUGACGUGCGUCGACAAUGACGGCGUAUUUUCGGUCUUAUAUGAUGCUACAUAUUUUAUUAUAAAUUAUGCUGCGACAAAACGGUGUUCACGCAUCAGAAAAUAUACAAAAAAAAAAACUGAAAACGUCACGAUAAACGCGCUGAAGUCGCCCGUAAAUCGUCGGGACACGUCAUUUUGGCGGCUCACGCGUUUAUUUUUAUCGGACCCCGGAGAGGCCGAGCCGCGGUCCGACGACGUUCGCGCGCUCCACGGCGAGAUUUCGUCGAAUCUCUCACCGUUAUCCCGCAGGACUAUUAAGAUUUUACGAUGGAAAGAGAGGCGGGAGAAUUAACGAACGAACCGCUCAAACAUUCGCGUACCUAUGUAUUAUAAUAUCCCGUUAUCCCUGUCCCACCGGUCAUACGGUCGACAAAUUUUCACACACACUGCAUGCAUUAUAGAUUGUCAUGCAGGUACGUGAAAAUAUCAUCAUAACAUGUUGAAGUCACGUGCAGAUUGUAUUCACACUGCACCACCUCCGAAAUCGUCAAAGUUUCAAUCGUUUUCGUAAUAGUUUUCCGUCCGAUUUCGCAUCGGUUCCGGACGUAACCCCGAUCGUUGCAGUUAAAUUGGUGGAUGACUUCCAAAUCACGUAUAUGUUCAAGAAAGAUUAAAACUAAUUUUCAACAAUAACUCAUACUUGUAUAGUAAAAAUUAAUAAAAACGUGUAAUUUGAAACCUAACUUUGGGUUUAUGGAAUUACAGUUUGAGAUAUCUGAUUGUUGCACUAAACUACUUAUCAUAAUAUUGUAAUCAAUAUAAACCAGACAAUAUAAUAAUAUGCGAAUGGUUUAAAACAUGUCAUUUUAAAAACAUAAUGAGUUAUAAAUUGCAAAACAAUAAUGAAACAACGUUAUUAUUAUAAUCAUUUUAACAUGUUAAAAAAAUAAUAAUUAUAUACAUUUUUUACGUUAGAGAUGACGUUUUUUUCACACAUUAUUAUCAAUUAUUAUUAAUUUAAAGAGCCAGGAUAAAAAAUGGCAACGGAACGCAUUAUGAUCGUGAAGACCAUAAACCUACGAAAUAUUUUGAAAAACAGCAUUUCAAGAAAGAAACGUUUCACGUUCGUUUCCUUGCGUUGAAACACAAAGGAACCGUUUUAAUUUAUUGAACAAAUAUUACUACCAGAUAUUAUCGGUUCUACUGCUAUGAUUAUUAUUUAUUAUUUUUUUCCCCGCCCUAGGGCACGUUAUUCGUUUUUCCCGAAGGAGACGUCGCCGGGGAAAUUCGCCUCAACACCCGAAUCACUUAUUCGCGACGGGGCACGCCGAAAACACGUAUAGACGACCAAAUUCAAAUAUAGUCUCGUUCAGAGGGAUUUUUUUUUCCCUAUUCCCUUUUCACAAACGCCGCGGUAUAAUAAUACAUUAUAUAUUAUAUUGUUAUCAGCAGGACCCCGAGAGACUUUUCCAAGCACGUACGGAAGCGUCGCAGACAUCUUAUGUGCAUAAAUAACACGUACACAACUCAGGCCCACAUUGACAGGUUCGCUCGCUCCGUCGUCGUAAUAACAUGUUAUAUGAUAAAGCACCGGGGCUCCGUCAACGAGCAGCCGAAAUCACCAUCCGAAACACACGUCAUUUCGAUAACAGUCUCGGGAAAAAUAAUCAUAAUAAUAAUAAUGACUAUUGUUAUCAAUUUGAAUACCUACUGCGCAUUAGCCGUUCGUACUGUGAUGUGUUUUUGAUUCUGCAAGGAAUUCAUACGCAUGAUAAGCGUGCCUACGUCAUCUUCUUGAUCUUUUAUCAGUAGUUAUCGAAUCAUUUGGAUCAAAACAAUUUAAUGGACCAUUUUAAAAUGCGCGCAGUAUUUAUACGCUUGUUUUGUAUUUAAUUGUGAAUAAUUACAAAUCAAGAUUUGACUAGUACUGAAUAAGAUUUACUCAAAUACGAUUUUCACCAAUAAAACAAAUAUUCAAAGUAUAGAAUAAUGUAUGACAAUUUCUUAUUUUUAUUUUAAAUCACAUUCAUAAGUACAUUUUUUAUCCAAUCAUACUUGAUAGGUAUUGUUAUCUUAUAAUAUGUCAUAACAUGGGCACACCCAAGGGGAGAAGGCUAUCGGGCUUAAGAAAGACCUCUGCUCUCUAUUAUUGGUGGCGAAAAACGGACGUGUGCGUCAAGCCUUAUCGUCGCGACGUCGCAAACCAAACGAUGCAAUGUACCUGCAGAAAAUGAAGAAGAAUAUCAUAGACGUGCCAUUUUCAUUCCAUGGCUAGAUUCUUUUAUAAACAAUAUAUCCGAACGAUUUUUAAAGCACAAAUGUGCUAUUAAAUUUUAACUACUACUAAUUGGAAAUUCACCUAAUCAAAUGGAAGAAUCCAGUAUUUAAAACUUUUAGAAUUUUAUAAAAAUGAUAUACCACAAAAUAUGUUCAUGCUGCAGUAGCCGAGUUUGAUUUAUGGUACCAAAAAUUCCAAUGCCCAAAACAUUUCAUUAACACAUAAUGCAAUCAAUGCGUUAAACUUGUGUAAUGAAACUCCGUUUCAAACUAUAUUUAUAUUUUUAAAAAUAUUCUCAAUAUUGCCUGUUUCGGCUUUCGGAUUCAUGUCCAUAUUUUAAAAUCAAUACCAAUAUUUGAAAAUAAUUUAGCCCCCUCCAAAAAAAAAAUCCUAAGCAUGCCUCUGUGUCAUAAUAAAUAUGACGUCACACUAACCAUGUGUAUUCUCUAUGUACUUUAACAAGGAGCGUAAUUUUUUUUUUUGGUCUAUAAAAUUAACUUUUCCACCAGAAAUUUUAUUUCGAUCUUCAAGAUAAUUGCAUGUUUUUUUUUUAUUUUUUUUUUUUAAUAAUAUCAAAAUAUCUUAUUUUUGUCUAAAUACAUCUCAAUUUGAUAAUUUUAUUAUCAAUUAUAUCCUUAUAGUUUUCAUAAUAAUUUACAUAAGUACCAAUUUUUUUUUCUGUUUAUCCUUUUAUAGACGUGGUAAAAUUUUGAAAAGAUUCAGACUAUUUUUGAGCUGUUCAUACUGAUUUGAAAUUUUCUAAUUUUGUUUUUAUUUAUUCGGUUUACGCGGAUAAAAUCGUUUUAGCCGAAAAUACUUGAACAUUUAACACGAGAUUCAUUAUAUUAUGCCAUAUUUAAUAGUAGAAUAACAGAACUAUUACGAUUCAUGAUGUGGUAGUUUUUUUGCUAUUGUUCAAAAUUAAACAUCUUAACGAAAAUCCUAAAGAUAUGUAGCGGAAUUUCAUAAAGUGUUAUUAUGUUCAACCACAUUUCGCACAGAAUUGUUUUAAGUUGCCCAAUGAUGAUUUAAUGUCGUUGCGUACAGAUAUAAGUUAAUCUACUUUUUGAAUAUCCUACCUUCCCAACUUCCCGCUUACAACAACGGCACGCCCAUCAGCAGGCAAUAUCCACUAUCUCUUUCUCUCUCUCUCUCCCUUUUUAUCAUUUCUUUUUUAAUUUAUCAUUUCCGUCUAAUAAUGUAAUAAACUGCAACAACGGACAACAAAACUGUACUGCCACCACCGCCGCAGUGACAUUGCCGUAUCCACUUACUUAUAUUAGUAUAUAUUACAGUUGUCUCAGACGAAAAACAGCUACGUUCAAUUAUUGGAUUACGCCCGUCGAGAUUCGCAACAACAUUAUAAUAUUGAAAAAAUUGUUUUUCGCCGCAAACCGAAAUAUUGCGCAGCCCGCUGCCGUCGCCGAUUGUCUCUGGAAGAAUUCCUAUAUUUAAAACGAAAAUUAAUUUCCGCAAUAAACGUAAUUGGACGCACGUGUAUAAUAAUUUAAUAACAAAAUAUAUUAUCACGAUGUAGAAUAUUCGAAUCGGAACGAUUAAUAAUAAUUUUUCAUUCCGGGGGAAGGGAGGGGGUCGGUUUCCGCGUGAUAGGUAGGUAGGUAGGUAGGUAGGUGGCUGCGGGUAGGUGUGUACACGACAGAAUAUUAAUAAAUUAAUACAUUUCCAAAAUGCCCGAACGCCGAAAUAUUAUUCGACCGAUUUAAAAUCAUAUAAUAUCUACAGGGUUGUGUCCGCGGGAUUCUACGAUUUCCUUGAACGAUUUAAUCGCGCAUGUAGGACAUUGUCAAAUCUCACAGAAGCCCCCUGUAUAAUAUUAAUUCGCCCGUCGAUUUUUAAUAUUUCCCCUGUCCCCCCACGAAACACGCCGAACGUCCGGAUAAUAUUAUUAGGUAUAGACUGCGCGCAAUAUUAUUAUUUAUAUUUAAACGUCGAGAGUCGUUUUCGGUUUUAUUCGGUUGAAAAAUUAAAAAAAAAAAACGGAGAGGGAAGUAAAUGUAUUUAGGUAUACUCUCACUCGGACGGCGGGGAAAUACGACGAGAUUAAUCGAAUCUCCAAACCCACACGGAUUUUUUUUUUUAAUUUUUUUAAUAUUCACACGCACGCACGCAAAAAAUAUCCGUAGUUAAUUUUACGAGACUGUACAUCGGACACCAUGUUAUCGUAUUUAACCGGGUACCCGUCAAUGACACUGUUGAGACUUAUCUAGUUAUUUAUUUAAUUUUAUCUUAUCUAUAUCAAUACACCAGAGUAAUCUUAACUCUGAAUAUUUCUCAUAGAUAAUAAUGUCACUUAUCCAGAUAAAUAUGCGUUUUUUUUAAAAAAAAAACAAUCACUAUAUGAAUGAUUUAGCAACAUAAGUUUUAACUUCAUAACAAACAUAAUUAUUACACAUUAGUUGUUUAGCGGAUUCAUACAUUGUAACUGAAAAUGUGUCUGUUUUUUUUUUUGUUAAUACGGACAAAAUGACGGUUAUCGUUGAUCUAUUACCUACCUAUUAUUAUCUAAAGAAUUUUAGUUCAAUAAUAAUCGAACUAAAAUUAUUUAUCUUUCCUCUUUAUCUAAAUCGAUGUAUUAGGUACAUAUUAUUUAUCUAUACGGUUUUACCAAAUAAAAACGCGGACUAAAAUCGGUCCGGGUGCGUGCGUAUUUUCCCUCGACUGACCGUUGCCGAUGGCGUGGCUGCGGCCAAGGAGUCCGAGAGUUUCUCCGGCGAUCGUUAGGAUGCGCGAGCACGUUGCGUUCUUAUUCUGAAAACGGUGUGGAUACAUUUAAAUUUGUUGAUGCGUUUCAACACGGGUCAGUGGCAUAUGAUUUAUCCUAGGUAAAUUUAGUAUUUAAUGAUUUUAAAUGGUUAUUUAUUUAAAUAAUUAUUAAAAAGAAUGGCAUAGGUGUUUAAUGUGCACACGUUGAUUAUUUAUAAUAAGUAACAUUUGAAAUGCUAUACUUUUAACUAAAUCACUAUUAAUAUUAAAUACUUCUUCAAUGUAAAAAAAACAUUUAUCUAGUCAAUUAUAUUCUAAUAUGUAUAUUUUAUAUUUUCAUCCGGAUAAUUUAUUACUCUAACAACUAUCAUUUAUCUUUAUCUAGAUAUUUUAAAAUGUAUCGUUAUAGAACACUGUAAUAUUAUUUGAUAGUGCCGCCAAUAAACGUAGCGAAAAAUGUUCUUUAUGGAAUCAUUGUAAAUAAUCUGAAAAAUGAUAAAAUCUGAUCUAUGGUGUUACUCAUUAAAAUCAUCUCUUUGCUUGUUUACGAUGGUCCUUUUGACAUUUUACUCCAAUCCAUUUUUAAUAACAAUAUCGACUUUUGAUUUCAAAUAUUAUGUUAUAGCAACCGGUUGCAUUUUUUCAACUGCGGAUAAAAAAUGAGAAUAUUAUUUUUCUAAAAAUCGCUCAUGAUAAUAUUAAGCGAAUCAUUCUGUAUAAUGUUCUAACGAACAAUAUUGUUCCGGCUAAAAAAAAAAACAAAUGAGUUUUUGCACGCACACUAUACCAGUGCAGUGUACCGUCAGAUUGCCUGUUUACAAAAAGACACUGAUUAGCGGUCCGUGAAAAACUAGGGAGAAGGGGGACAUUUUUACCAAUGUGAUUUCUAAAUGAUAUAUUAUUUUUUAUAAAACAGACUAUAUACUGUCUGUACGGUAUACAAGAAACGAAUAAUUUGCCCUUGAAACUAUUACGGAGUGCUCGCUAAAUUGUAUUUAAACCAUAUAGUUUUCAUAGGGAAAAAAUGUUAUUUGUUAUAUGUUUUUUUUUUAAAAAUGUUGUUGUUAAAAAUUUUUAUGUUUUACAACCGAUUUUUUUUUGUCGACACGCAUUUUUGUUCCAUAUGGCUAUUAUGGACAGAUAAUUAUAAUAUGCACAAUAUCAAAAUUAAGUGUGUAUUGAUAGGACUUUUGAGAUCAGUAGAUCGCAUAGCUUGAAAUAUAUUUGUCUUUUUUUAUUUUACGUUUUUUUGAAACUGAUUGAAAAAUUAAAAAAAAAAAAACAGUUUCAACAAGCAAGUGGAUCCAAAAUGAAACUCCGUUACUAUAAAUGAAGAGUUACCUCUGCAACAGUUAAUAAAACAAUAUUAAUCUGAACGUAUUAUAUGAUUACGAUUGUUUCAAUAACGAAAUGAUUGCAUUAUUAUUGGAUAGAUAUAAAACCGUUGAAAUGUCCAAAAUAUUUGAUGUAAUAAAAUCGGUCUUUAACGUGUUGACUCGUUUCGUUGAGGAUUUUAUGUAAUAAACGGCAAACGUCUUAAUACUUGGCCUUUAAAAUUGCCAUUUAUCUAUUGAAACUUUAAUAGCCCAACAAAAUCCAACCGAUUACAACUCUUCAAAAAUAUUGCUACAUCAAAAAACUAUUUGGAUGAGUCUUGAAGCCACAUUAUUAGUAAAAUGAUCUAGAUCGGUAGAAAUAUUUGUAUAUACUAUUUUAUACAGAUACAUAGUUGCAAGUUAUCUGAUCCAUUAAUAGAAACAAAAUAAUUACAUCGUCUAGACAAAUUGAUCUAGAAAAAUAUCACUAGAAGUAAUAGACAAAACACUUAAUUCAUACAAAUGCAUUGUUUUAUAAAUUAAUUAUUAAAGUUCAUCAAUUGCACAUAGCCUUUUCAAAAACUAGAUUACUCGGAUUACCCGGAUUAUUUAUCUUCAUCUAGAUAAUUAUCCUAGCGAUUUAUCUCAUGUUUUUAUCUAGAUAUUUUGAAAUUGAUUUACAGGCACACUCACUGUAUAGGUGUACACGUUAUUAUUUUUUGUAAGAGAACAUUUUUCUCGUUAAUCGUAUUUAUGGUAACUAUUGAAUUCGUAUACGCAGCCCCCGAAAUUGAGUACUUGAAGAUCCGAACCUGCUGCUGUUAUGGGACUGCGGUUCCCUAUGGUGGGUUAGUGGGCGGGCGGUUAGGUUAGGUAUAGCGGUCCUUACCUGUCAAUAACCGCAGUUUUAACGUCACAUAUCAUCGUAGUUUGUACAAAAAUAUAUGUAUAUUUUUUUUCUUUUUGUGUCGCCCGCGUGUCGUUUACAGUUCGCCGCUGCCAUCACUGAGACGCGCCGGACGCAAAACAUUAUGA
This is a messenger RNA of Cinara cedri, 39488 nucleotides long. The record is from the annotation of a GenBank genome assembly. Lineage: Eukaryota; Metazoa; Arthropoda; Insecta; Hemiptera; Aphididae.